GCCGAUUUCAAAGCGCCGCGCACAACUAAGCCUCUGCGGCGGCGUUGGAGCUGAGGAGACCCUCGCUGGAGCGCUUAUCCAGUCGUGUUGUACCUCGCCGCGCGAGAUCCGGCAUCCGCUGGGGCGCGCAUCAAAACCGCAGCCCUAACAGCGGCGAAGAGUCGGGCCUAUCGCGCAGCGCACGCUCGAAACGUGGAUAUCCACGCGGCCGUGCGAGCUGCGACGGCACCAGCAUCAAUAGCGACGGCGCGACGUUUCAUCCGUAGCGCUCAUCCGCGACUGACGAUCCGCCGCUGCUCAUCCGUAGCGCUCAUAGCGCGAGGGCGACAAAGGGCGGCUGACAAAGACGCAAGAUGGCGCCCGAGCCCGUCUGGCAGCAAUUACAAAAAAAAACUUUCACAAGAUACAUCAACGGCAAGCUCGCGUCGAAAGGACUCCAAAUCAAUGAUCUGUAUGAGGACGUGAAGGACGGCAAAAUUUUGUACCAUUUCCUCGAAGCCCUGACAGGAGCAUCAUUAAAGAAGUACGGCCGCUUGAACAACGGCCGCAUGAAGAUCCAGCGGGUCGCGAACAUGAACGUUGUAUUUGCUUUCUUGCCGGACGCGGAUGUCAAAAUAUCAAACAUUGGCGUGCUAGAUAUUGUGGACGGGAAACCGAAGAGCGUUCUAGGAUUGGUUUGGAGUAUUAUCGCCUUUUAUCUGGUGCGAGAUAUCGGUGGCGGCGGGGAGCGCGACGUCGCCGCGGUCAAAAGGAGAGUCCUGAGGUGGGCUAGGAGACGGUGCGGUCGACGAGCUCCCAUCAGUGAUCUGACGAAGUCGUUCAAAGACGGGAAGGCCUUCCUAGCGAUCUUGAACGAUGUGGAUGCGUCAGGAUCGCCCUACGAGCCUUCACAAAAUCCGGUCGAGAAUUUCGAACGCGCUUUUUCAGAUGCGGAGCAGAAAUAUGGCCUGCCGAGGAUGCUGGACACGUCGGAAGACUGCUGGCGCGACGAGAUAAGCAUGCUUACUUACUUAGCGUCGAUGAUGGAAACUUUGCCAGAACGCGUCGAGCAGCCCGACACUGGUACUUCUACAGACGCGUGGCUCGACGCUCGGUCAGAUGAGAUUGGGGAACGGUUGGCGACCUUAUGUGCGUGUGCGUCCACACCCUCUGAUAAUGCGGGCAGAAGCGCAGCGACGGCCAUUUUGAAAGCAGCAGCAUCACGCGCGGGUUUGACGGAGACGGCCCUCGGCUCGAGUCGCGUCUUCUCAUCUACCAUAGACGCGACGAAGCCGACUUUGUUAUAUCACGCCUCGACACACGUCGAAAAGCCUCAUAAUGCCGCGUGGCGCGACGUCGUCGAUGCUGCGCCCUUUUCCGAUAUUGUCAAGGACGGCCGCGUCACUGCUGCCGGUAGUAGAGCCAAGGGCUCUUGCCUAGCUCCAUUUUUAGCGUGCGAAGCUUGUCAAGAGAGGUCGCUGAACGUCAUUGUCGUCAUCGGCUCUGGUGACGAUGAAAAGAGCGCGGUCGACGUGCGAGCAUUAAAGGUGGAGGCCGAUUAUGCGCUUGUUAGUGAUUCGUCGUUGACAUGCGCGCCGCCUGGUAUGGCUACUCUUGUCUUCGGGUGCCGCGGCGACGCGCGUCUAUGUGUCAAGAAGGACGAUGGCGAUGAGCUGGCGUCGUCGAUCGCGUGUGUGGAUGUGAGUGGCCUCCCGUCGUUGACGGGUGUGGCGCAGCGGUCGCCGCACGGCGUCGACGCUACGAAGUCAUCCUUCGUCGUCGAGCAGCUCGCUACGUCACAAGAUGGCGCUACGGCUUCAAUACGAGUGCUGACGCCGCCGGCGUAUGACGGCGACGUUAACCUGUCCAGUCUGGGCACUGUCACGGGCUCAUUAAAGCCGGGCUACCUCACCGAACCGAACCAAUCUUUUGCUGACGCCGUCGAGCGCGCCCAGUGCAAGGCGUACGGUGCGGAGGAGCACGCUCGUGUAUUGUCCGCUUCUUAUUCACCAAUCGCCUGCGCUCUAUCAGAAACGUUAUCAGACUGCGCCGUCUUCCAGAGUGGCCGGGCGCCGGCCUACGUCGAUCGCAGUGGACGGCCGGGCGAGAGCGUGGCCGUGAAUGACGUCAUCGGCGAGGCCAAGGUUUUGGCAAGACUCAUGCGGUGCGCUUCCUCGGACCUCGCGCCGCCGGCGCCUUCACCAAGGCCGUUCGCGAAAGUUAUCGACGAGCCGAAGACGCCGACGAGCCCGCACUUCGACGGGAGGCAGAUCGGGUCACCGAGGCAGCGCCGGAAGCUUCCCGCUGGUAGGGUCUGGCCGCCGCCGUCGCCGUCGUCGACGCGACCAUCCGCGCCUCCGAGGAGCCCCUCGUCGGCGGCGAAGCCCAAGCCGGCCGACGACGCGCCCAUUGAGCCGACUUAUCAAACUUACAAGGGGCCGCCUUCACCAAAUCUCCAGGCCGUCGCCGCGCGCCUGGAAAAGUCCGACUCGGAGCGCGGCGACACGCCGCCGCCGCCCUCGCGCGGCCACGGGCCGGCGUCGCCGCCCGCGUCGCCGGGGCCGUCCGCGCCGCCGUCGCCGUCGCCACCCAAGGCGCCGCGCCCGGCGCUGUCGGCGCCGGCCGCGCCGCUCGCGGCGCCGGCCGCGGAGGCGCCGGCGCCCGCGCCGGCGCCCGCGCCGCCCGUGGCGCACCGCGGUGCCUUCGCCGGCUGGUUCGCGCCGCGGCCCGCGGCGUCGCCGCCGCGGCCGCGCGCGGACUCGCCCGCGUCGCUCGACGACGUCCCGUCGGCCGAGCCCACGCCCAGGGCCGCGGCGCCCGCGUUCUUCGCGGCGGCGCCGGCGGUCGAGCCUGCGGCCGAGCCUCCCUCGGAGCCGACGCCCGAGCCGGCGCCGGCGCCGACCGCGCCCGCCGCGCCGUCGCCCGGCCUCGACGCGCCGACGCGCGCGACGGCCGAGCGCCCGGAGGCGCCGGCGCCGGCCCCCGUCGACGACGCGCCGGCGCCGGAGCCGAGCGCCGACGCGAUGGCGGCCUUCCUGGCCGCGGCGGCGCCGGCCGUGCCGCCGCCGCGCGCGAGCCGCACGACCAAGGUCCUCUUCACGCCCGCGGUACCAGACAAAGAGGACGCCGCGCCCGAGGAGUCCCACCCCCCGGCCCAGGCGCCGCCCGCGCCGCCCGCGCGCACGCCGCUCGCCGAGAUCGUCGGCCGCGACUCGCACGACUCGGCGCCGGGCGACCCGGGCCUUCCCAUGAAGAUGGUGUCGCGCGAGUCGACGCCGCGCGCGGCGUCGCCGGUUCCAGAGAAGGAAGACAGCGACGCCGAGUCGUGGGAGACGGGCAGCACGCACCACGACGACGCGCGCUCGACGGCGUCCGACGAGUCCUGGGCCACGGAGGCCGACGACGCGCCGGCGGCGAGGCCGCGGACGAAGCAAGCGAAGCGCCGCCACGUCUGCCCGACGACGCUGCCGCCGCCGCGGCCGUCUCCAGUCAAAAAGUCGCCGGCGAAGGCGACGUCGCCCGGAACGUGCCGGGCGACGCGGCCCAUCGUCGCGCCCUCGAAACCGGCGCCGCUGCCACCCGCAUCGGCCAGCAAGCCGCGCGCUCCCACGUGCCCCACGACGAAACACCCGCCGCGCGCGUCGCCCGCGAAGCCGCGGGCCUUCAGCCCCGCGAAGCCGCGCCUGCCGCCGUCUUCGCCGCCGGCGCCGCCGUCGCCGCCGCCGCGGUCGCCGCCCGCGUCGCCGACGGAGUCCUUCUUCCAGGGCGACCCGUCGCGCGACUCGCCGGGCCGCGACGAGCCGAUUCCCGAGCUCGCGACGCCCGCCGAAGUCAUCGACGAGAUCAACCGGGUCAGGCGGGACCCGGCGGCCUACGCGGCCUUCCUCCGGUCGCACGUCGCGCCGCGCUACCGGUUAGAUGGUUCGUAUUGGCCGCGCGAGGCCGGCGCGCGGCCGCACCGGACGCACGACGGGCUCGCGGCCUGUUGCUUGCUGUGUCCUUUUUUUUUGAGGUGACUUCCCGGCCGAGCAACUUCCGACCCAUAGCCCACGGCCCAGCCCCUGGCGGACCCUACGGCCGAGCCGACCGCCGAGCCGACCGCCGAGCCGACGAGUACGCCGCCGCCACACGGACGCCGUCGACGCGCGCGUCGCAGGCGAGGAGGCCAUCGCCGAGCUCGACGCGCUAGGAGCGGAUUGUUUGCCCCCUCUAAAAGCGCACGUCGGCAUGACGCGCGCGGCGGAGGACCACGUCGAAGACCUCGUAAGAACGAAGAGACUGGGCCACACGGGGUCCGAUGGCAGCGCGCCGGCGCAGCGCCUGAAUAGACAUGGGAGGUGGUUCGAGCGCGCGUCGGAGUGCCUGUCGCACGGGCGGCGGACGGCCGUGGCCGCCGUCGCGCAGAUGAUCAUCGACGACGGCGUCGCGUCGCGCGCGCAGCGGCGCGGGCUCCUGUCGGACCGCGCGCGGGCGGUGGGCUGCGCCCUGCGGAUGCACCCGCGGCACGGGGCGGUCUGCUGCGUGACGCUCGCGGGCGGCUACGGCCCGCCUCCCCUCAAAGAGGCGCGGAAGGUCGUGGCCGACGCGGUUAAUUUACCAGACGACUUCGAGGAGGUGCUGUUUUCCGUGCCCGUCGUGGACAUCCACGACCGUGUUUAUCAAGCGCUCGAGCGCGGCGGCAAGGUCGUUUUGGAUUAUGCGCCCGGCGCGCUGAAACUUUCCGUCUGGGACGCGGCCGGGAAGGGCGAGAAGUUCGCCGUGGACUGGGACCCGGGGCUCUGGGAGGUCUAGUUCAUUUGAGGGCUGCCCAAGUUAUAAGCUUUCGUGUACU
Messenger RNA from Pelagomonas calceolata, 4810 nucleotides. The record is from the annotation of a GenBank genome assembly. NCBI's taxonomy places the organism in Eukaryota, Pelagophyceae, Pelagomonadales, Pelagomonadaceae.